AUGCACUGCUUUACCUGGACGAUUCUGGGUGGCCUAUUGGCCCUUACCUCAGCUGCAGGAUUGCCCCAAAGGGCGAGCAGUGGUUACCAGGAGCAAGAUACGGCCAGAGCCUUCUAUUCCUAUGGCUACAGUGAUGAGAAUGCGGCCAGGGCUGAGUACUCCUCCCGAGAUGGAACCUCCCGGGGAUUCUACUCCUAUGUGGAUGCCGAUGGAAAACUACAAACGGUUCGAUAUGAAGCCAAUGGAGUUCAGGGCUUUAAGGCCGAAGCGAGUAACCAGCCCCAAGCACCCGUGGACGAGGGAAAGGCUCCAUUGCCGGUAACCGACACUGAGGAGGUGCAGCAGGCUCGUCUAACCCACCUGAAUGCUCUGCGGGAAGCCAGAGAGAAAGCUUUGGCCACCAGUUUGCGUGAGGAGGUGGACAGAAGGCAGCAGGAUCAGAACAGGAACAGCAACGAGGAUCAGCAGUCGGGGGAGCAGAGUCUGACCGAUGAGGAUGCGGCGAUCUUGGAGAAAGUUCGCGCCGAGUUAUCAGCUAUGCUGGCCGAUCGUCAGCGAGCGCUCAGUUUGCCUAGGAACAGAGAAGACCAGGAGCAGCGGAAGGAUCAGGAAAUCCGACAGGAUCAGAGACAAGACCCCAGGCAGGAACAGAGGCCAGAUCUGAGACAGGAGCAAAGGCCAGAUCAGCGAGAAGAUCGACGACAAGAUCUGCGACUUAAUGGACGACAAGAUCAGCGAGAAGAUCGACGACAAGAUCAGCGGGAAGAUCGGCAACAGGAUCAGCGAGAAGAUCGGCGGGAAGAUCGGCGAGAAGAUCGUCGAGAAGAUCGGAGGGAGGACCGGCGAGAAGAUCGGCGAGAAGAUCAGCGAGAAGAUCCGCGAGAAAAUCGGCGAGAAGAGCAGAGAGAAGAUCGUCGACAGGACCUGAGAAUUGACCAUGAAUCUCGUCAAGACCAGCGCCAAAACCAACGUCAAGACCAGACCAGGGAUCAAGAAUCUUUGCGAGAAUCGAGUCAAAUCCGGGAGAAUGAUCGUCAGAUCUCCUCUGAUCGCGAUGCCGAUGAUCUGCGCCUGCGCACCAUCUACUCCUUGGCUGAUCUAAGCUCCAGCAGUUAUCUGAAGCUCGGCGGCUUGGCAAGUGCCGAGAAACUGCUCGAGGAUCGGUUAGACAACAGUGAUCUCCGUGUGCCAAUCGGUGCCUACUACACCCUGGUUUCCCCAAACACCAAGUAUAGUGUGACCACGCCCACGGAGCUGCGAACCCUGCGCCCGGUGGCCCUUAGCCGCAGUUUGUUGGUAAGCAAACGCAAUUGA
Molecule: messenger RNA, 1314 nt
Organism: Drosophila teissieri
Lineage: Eukaryota; Metazoa; Arthropoda; Insecta; Diptera; Drosophilidae
Gene: Cpr72Ec
Product: RNA-binding protein 25
Exons: 1
Coding region: 1-1314 (437 amino acids)
Cellular component (GO): chitin-based extracellular matrix
Molecular function (GO): structural constituent of chitin-based larval cuticle
Source: RefSeq, a predicted model, not a curated record